Messenger RNA from Dendronephthya gigantea, 2131 nucleotides. Its product is annotated as putative ammonium transporter 1. Gene Ontology annotation, cellular component: membrane. Bases 64 to 1437 code for a protein of 457 amino acids. The transcript has 9 exons. Lineage: Eukaryota; Metazoa; Cnidaria; Anthozoa; Malacalcyonacea; Nephtheidae. Gene Ontology annotation, biological process: ammonium transmembrane transport; ammonium homeostasis. The record is from RefSeq and is a predicted model, not a curated record. Gene Ontology annotation, molecular function: ammonium channel activity.
CUUUAAUCUUUCAUUCAUCUUCUUAUUUUGUGGACAUAACAUCGCGGAGAUCUCUUUUUUAACAUGACUUUGGAAUCCAACCUCAACCAGUUUUUCCUUAUUGUAAAUGGCUUCAUUGUACUCUUUAUGCAAGCUGGUUUUGCAUUCCUUGAAGCUGGUUCGGUAAGAUCAAAGAACACAACAAACAUCUUGAUCAAGAACACAUUGGAUUUAUUCUGUGGCGCGACUGUGUAUUGGUUAGUUGGAUACUCAUUUGCAUUUGGCGGAGAUGGUGAUAAGUUUAAGGGAAAUGGUGAUGCUUUCAUUGGUCAUGAUAACUUUGCCUUGUCUGGUCUUGAUGAGAAUGAUUAUGCGAAAUGGUUUUUCCAGUUUGUAUUCGCUGCCACAGCUGCCACCAUUGUCAGCGGAGCCAUUGCAGAGAGAGCUGAGUUCAUCGCUUAUCUUGUUUACUCUGCAUUAAUAACAGGUUUUGUUUAUCCAGUCGUCACUCACUGGGCGUGGUCAGAUCAUGGUUGGCUCAUUAAAUCACUUGAAGACGAUGACAUUGUGUACCAAGAUUUUGCCGGGAGUGGUGUAGUUCAUAUGGUUGGUGGUAUGCUGGCAUUAACUGGUGCUAUCGCUGUAGGACCUCGUAUUGGUAGAUUUGAGGGCGAUGAUAAGACAUUACUUGGCCAUACUGUACCGAUGGUCUCCCUUGGCGGUUUCAUUUUAUUUUUUGGUUUCCUCGCAUUUAAUGGUGGUUCUCAGGGUUCGAUUUCCAAAGAUGGUGAUGCAGCAGUUGUUGCAUUAGCCAUUGUCAACACUAUCUUGUCAGGAGCUGGAGGCGCCAUUAUGGCAAUGAUUAUUAAGCGAAUAGCGACAGGCUUCUUUAACGGACAUUGGAGCUUGCUGACAACCAUAAAUGGAGGUCUGGCAGGGAUGGUUUGUAUUUGUGCUGGUUGCAACAACGUUCAUCCUUGGGCUGGAUUUGUGAUUGGCCUUGUUGCUGGUGUUGUGUUCAUGGCGUGGAGCUUUCUGAUUGAGAAAAUGAAGAUUGAUGAUCCUCUCGAUGCUGUUGCAGUACAUUACGGAGCUGGUUUUUGGGGCGUGAUUGCUGUUACUCUCUUCAACAAAGAAAGUGGUGUGUUCUAUGACUGGGAUGAGCUGGCGUUCAAAAGACUGGGGUGGAAUUUACUUGGUGCUAUUGUAAUCUCGGCCUGGUCAUUGAUUUGGGGCUUAAUAAUUUUUAUGUCUCUUAAACUCUUUAAAAUUCUUCGCGUACCUUCUGAAAUCGAAAUUAAAGGGCUUGAUGUCCCAAAACAUGGUGAACCAGCCUAUCCUUAUUCGAGUUAUGGUGAUGGAUGGGGUGAAAAUCCACCGAAAGUGAAUGGUAACAGUAAUGGAAUUGGUCUCAGCAACCGCGCUGGAAGCUAUGACAUCAGCGUUACAACACAUUGAAUUGCAUUACAUUUAUGAGUUACAUUAUGUCAUUAGAAUUGUAAUUAAUUGAUCAUAAGAUAAUUAUUCAAGGCAAAACGACACUGUUAUUUUAAAUAAAACAAUAAUAGCCGGGAAGUGCAGGUUGUGCUCGAAAAAGUGACACAACGCAUACAACGAGGAAUUUUCUUUCAAACUAAUCGACAAAUUUGUAUACAUUUCUGAGGAGUAUUAAGUAUGCCAGUCAGAAUGCUUAUUUUUGAUACGUCUAGUAUAAAAUGGUAAAUAUUGUACGUACCUUCUAACUGCAUUAAUUAGUCAAUAUCAUUUUAAGCAUUCAAAGAAGAUCAUCACAAAAAGAGACGCGGGUGAAGUUUACAGUUUAUAUUAUAUUUUUAAAACAUUUAUGAAACAGGUUAUUCAGUAAUGCAUUUGCCACAAUACAGUUGCUUUUUUAUAAUGUUAAAUAGCUAGAAAGAAUCAUCUUUAUCAACUAAAUUUAACUUUGCAAUACACACGAAAAGAUGCGCUUAUGUCACAAUACAACUGCUUUUUUAUUAUGUUAAGUUCUCUGGGUAAAGUUAUCUCAUGUAAAUUACAAGCAUUUUUGUUGAACGUUACAGCGAAAUUUGUCAAUGAUUGUGAUCAUCAGCUUGCACUUUAAAUGACAAGGUCGUAUUGCGUCUUUUUUCCAUUUUUUUUUGCUUCAUCUUGU